AUGGGUGAUAUACCUAAUGUAAAAUAUGAAGAAGAUAUUGUGUUUAUGAUUUAUAUAACAGUUCAUUGGAAAGACGAUCCUGAACUGUUAAAGCAAAUCUGUCUUAUUGACUUUGAAACUAUGCUGGACUCACAGUUGAUUACAAUUAUAUGCGAGUCUCAACAAUUUAUUGUUGAGAAAGCUAAGAAGUUAGGAGUUGUUAAAUGGAUGUUUAAUUAUAUAUCAAUCAAACCAUCAGGAUGUGUAGCUAUUGACGUUCAGCCCUGUUUUAUGAGAUUUCAUCCCAAAGCUAAAAAGAGUAACCUGGGAGAUUACAAUGCUAGCACAUUGAGAGAUAGGAUCUUAACCAGUACUAUUCAAUAUCAGCAAACAGAAUCUAGAAAGUACCCUGGUGUAUACGUCUUCUUACCAAUAAAGGGAUUCAAAAAUAAACAUCCUGUAACUGGCUUAGAUUUCACAUCAUUAUAUCCGAGUCUUAUUAUAACUUACAACCUCUCAUCUGAUAAAAUCAUUUUAUCUCAAAAAUAUGCUGAAUCUCUGAGAGAUAGUGGCAAAAUACUUUAUGAAAUUAAUUUCAAAUUCAAUGGUAAUAAUGUUCUUGCAUGGUCUAUAAGAUAUAAUAACAUUCCUGAAAAAAAAGGUCUUUAUGCUACUAUAUUGAAAUAUUUAUCUGUUAAAUAG
This is a messenger RNA of Funneliformis geosporum, 681 nucleotides long. The record is from the annotation of a GenBank genome assembly. Lineage: Eukaryota; Fungi; Glomeromycota; Glomeromycetes; Glomerales; Glomeraceae.